AUGGCACUUAAAUCAAGCUGCUACUUGCUGCUGCUGUUUCUGUUGUCUGGAGCUCAAGGUUCACAGUCUGAUUUCCUAGAUUUGCGCCUGAAGGCUCAGGUUUCACCAGGAGUGCUUUUCCACAGUUCAGGUGAUUGCCCUGCUCCAGAAACCCCGCCCCAUGCUGAGCUGGUCGGAGACAUAAAAGAGAGUUACCCUGUCGGGACUACUCUGAGAUACAACUGCAUCCCAGGUUAUCAAUUCAUACUUGGAACAAUUCCUACUAUUAAAUGCCUUGAGGAUUCAACAUGGUCCCAAACGCCUGCAUUUUGUGAACUAAAGCGAUGUAAGGCUCCAGAUUUACCGAAUGGCAAAAUAGAAGGUUCAGACAAACUCGAAAUUGGUGACGAAAUAACUUUUGUUUGUAAUUAUGGGUACAACUUAGUGGGGUCCAGUACUGCUCUUUGUGUUUUGUUGGCAGACAACAGGGCUGAAUGGGAUAAAUCCCCUCCAUUGUGUGAUAUAAUCCAGUGUGAGCGUCCUCCCAACAUUGCCAAUGGAAUGCAUAAUGGAGAUGUAUCCCUCGAUCACUAUACUGUUAGUACAGUGAUAAAAUACACUUGUAACAAGGACUUUUCCCUUAUUGGAGAUCAAAGCCUUACUUGUAUAGUGGCAGAAGAUGGUGCAAAUGGAAAGUGGGAUAAAUCUCCACCUGAGUGUAAAGUGGUCCGGUGUAGCAGGCCAGAAAUUGAAAAUGGAACGCUGACAAGUUCAUUUCAGCCUUCAUACAACUAUAAUCAUACCCUACAGUUUACAUGUAACCUUGGAUAUAAACCGGAGGGAAGCAAUUCUAUAACUUGUGGGGCUGACAGCACAUGGAAACCUAAAUUUCCCACAUGUGUCAAGGAAACUGUCACCGCCCGGCCCAGCCCUACACUCACCUCUCAUACAGAAGGAGAUAAGAAAAACGAGACUUCAGGGCCAACCAGACAGACAACCACAAAGACAACCACAAAGACAACAAAAGACAUAAUUAGCAGUGGUACUACUAUUCAGCCAAAUGGUGAUAAGAAAACCGAGUCAUCAGGACCUACACGGAAACCAAGUGGAACAACUAAUAAACCAGACCCAGGAAACAACAGUGUGGCAAUUGUUGAAGGAAAACUGACGAUUAUUCUGGUCCUCCUGGUUCUUAUGGUCUAGUGUUGCGCAAAGAAAAUAAUGGAAGAAAAAUGAACCGAUAUCAAAUUUCUGCAGUAAAGCAUUCUAACUUCUUCCUCCAAUAGUGAAACACAAAACUACAAAAGAAACAAAUCAAUGUUAAAAUAAAGACAUUUAUUUUAAAAGAGAAAACAAUAUCUGGCCAUCUACAGUGUGGCUUGACAAUGGGGCCUUAGCUAUCCCAAAUGUAUAUCCUGACCAUUUCAAGCCAGAGGAAUCAAAAGGAAGACCUCUAUGUUGUUGGACUGCAGCUCCCAUCAGUACUAGCUGCCAUAGUUAAUAAUGAAGAAUGCUGGAAGCUGCAGUCCUGAAACAUCAAGAUAACUGAAUUACAGAUCCUAUAUCCUUGAGGCAAGUGUUCCAUAGUACAAUAAUUGUAAGAAUUUUGUUUAUAUCUUGUUAAUGUUUUGUCACAAUGUAUUAUACUUGUUUUCUUAUGUAUUUAAAUAACUUAUUUUGAUUUACAUAAUUGUUGAA
Molecule: messenger RNA, 1677 nt
Organism: Anolis sagrei ordinatus
Lineage: Eukaryota; Metazoa; Chordata; Lepidosauria; Squamata; Anolidae
Source: RefSeq, a predicted model, not a curated record